Molecule: messenger RNA, 1362 nt
Organism: Australozyma saopauloensis
Lineage: Eukaryota; Fungi; Ascomycota; Pichiomycetes; Serinales; Metschnikowiaceae
Product: dihydrofolate synthase
Exons: 1
Coding region: 1-1362 (453 amino acids)
Biological process (GO): folic acid-containing compound biosynthetic process
Cellular component (GO): cytoplasm; cytosol; mitochondrion
Molecular function (GO): tetrahydrofolylpolyglutamate synthase activity; dihydrofolate synthase activity; ATP binding
Source: RefSeq, a predicted model, not a curated record
AUGGCCAUCGAUCUCUCGCUCGGCCGCAUCGCGCGCCUUCUUGCCAAAUUAGGAAACCCGCAUCGGACAAAGUAUCAUUCGGUCCAUGUAGCCGGAACCAACGGAAAGGGUUCAACGCUCGCCUAUCUUUCUGCGAUCUUGACCGCAGCCCGUAUCCGAACGGGAAAGUUCACUUCACCACAUCUCAUUGCGUACAAUGACUGUGUGGCCAUCAAUAACGAGACCUAUCCAAUGCAACAGUUUGAGCAGGUGCAUCAGAUGGUGGAGCGGGAAAACACGAAAUGGGCGUUGGGAUGCACGGAAUUCGAGUUGUUGACGGCCACCGCAUACAAGAUCUUCGAGUUGGAGAACGUCCAGUUGGCAUUGGUGGAGGUGGGCCUCGGCGGCACCUUGGACGCUACCAACGUGCUUGAGCCGGCCACAGACGAGUUUCCGGGCGGCGUGGUUGCCUGCGGCAUCACCAAGAUCGGCAUUGAUCACGAGAGCUUUUUGGGCUCGACGUUGCUGGAAAUAGCGCUGAAGAAGGCGGGCAUCAUCAAGCCAGGUGUACCCGUAGUGGUCGAUGGAACAAACGCUCCGGAAGUGUUGGCGGUGGUGCGAGAGAAGGCGCUCCGGGAGAAGUGUCUGUUGGUGGAGGCCGAGGCGGCCAAAACGCCAGGGCUCUUUGAAUACCUUUCGCUUUCGAAGCUUGUGGGUAGCUACCAGGCGCAGAACCUCUCUGUUGCGCUCAAUCUCGUGCAGAUCUUGCGAAAGCAUUCGUUUGCGAUUCCCGACGGCGCUGUUUCCGAGGGCGUUGGUGCCACGAAGUGGCCGGGUCGUCUUCAGACGCUUGUAGAUCCCGAGACUGGCUUAUCGGUGCUCUUGGAUGGAGCCCACAACGAAAGCGCAGCCAUUGAGCUCGGCCAAUAUUUGACACAAAUACGGGCAGAAAACAAAAACGGCAGCCAUGCAAGCGUGCCAAAAGACUCAUCUUCUGUGGAUUCCACGUCCAACACCAAUGGCCUCAUCUUCGUUGUGGCCAUGACCAACGGAAAGGCCGCAGACAAAAUCUUUCUGCACGUCACCCAGCGAAACACCGACACCGUCUACGCGGCCACGUUCACGCCGCCGCUGAACAUGCCUACUGUCAAAUGCUACACGGCGGAGAAGCUUGCUUCCAUCGCCCAAAACUACGUUACCGAUGUCCGGAUCGCGCCGACCACCGUCCGAGAAAUUUUUACGCAGCUACAGGCAAAUCGACUUGCUGGCGACCACCGUUCCAUUGUCAUUUGCGGCAGUCUUUAUUUGUGUUCCGAUAUUCUUCGCACCUUGGGUGAUGCCGCAACCCAUUCCUCUAUGGGUAGUACUACUACUGGUCACUAA